CCCCAGCCGCGCAUUCCUCCAGCUCGCGGAGCUCCCUGGCUCGCCCCUCCACGCACCACUUCGAGCUCUCCUCCAAGCUGUUGCGCCCUAGACUUCUCUCCCUCCCUCCCCUUUUCCCUGCUGCGCGCGUCGGAUCCCAGCUUGUGGAGCUCCCUUCCGCUCCCAGCUUCCUCUGCCGGCGCCCAAGCUUCUAGUCCUUCAAUCCGUGUCGCGCCCCUCUCUGCUUGCCUCACCCUGCUCCCUGGUGCCAGAGCUUCCUUUGCGCGGCAUGGCCGCUGCGCCCGAGGUCGCGUGCUCCACCGUGUCGAGCUCGCCCCUGCGUGCAGCUCCCCAUCUCCAUGGCCAUCGCUGCCCCUGCUUUUCUCUCUCUCUCUCUCCUCCAUGGCCAUCGUUGCCCCUGCUUUUCUCUCUCUCUCUCCUCCAUGGCCGCGUCUUGCCGAGGACCCUGCUGCAGCUUGCUCGCCGCGUGCUGCCCUGCGCGCUCGCAGUGGGCAUUUCCCGUCGUGCCCGCGGUCUCCCCGCCCGCGACGCCCGGUGUUUUCCCCAGCUCGGAUCUUGUUAGCCGCCAUUCUCUGGAAAGUGUGUCGGUCGGCGUCGUGGAGUUUUGUUUAGUCGGCUUGUCGUCGACCUUGCCGGUUGUUAUCAUUCCUCGUCGCGUGGUGUGUGCAGCAACGUCGUUGAUUCCUCCGUGGUGCUUGUCAACGAACUUCGAUUCAUCGAUUCCUCGUCUUCGGUUCAGCUCAUGUAUGCAUGUCGAACGUGUUCGCCGCUUGACCCUAUGUCUCUAGUGUUCGUGACCUCACCGUCGUCGGAGUCCUCACUAGAUUCGUGUCCUCGCUAGAGCUCGCGCUAACCUGCUCGACCACACCUCGCCAGCUCGCUCCAGACUCGCUCUCGUCAUCGUUCCGUGCAUCAUCAAUAAAAACAAGAGUCGGGUGAAGACGAAGCUAGCAGCGUGAUAUUCACCAAGUGCUCGACACAAGGGCUAAACCAGAAUCCUUGUUGUGUUCACGGAAAACACGUCAGAUUUAGAAUGGUAUGCCAAUUCAUAUUUCUGUUAGCUUAAUUAUUGGUUUGAUGAAUAGAUUGUGUACAUAAGUAUGAAGUGGUCGUGUCACGCGAAACUCAAGUUUAAAAUAAUUAUUGUGUGAGGAGUGGUUAAGUGAAUAAUAAGUCUAGUGUCUCGCUCAUAAAACUGAUAAAUGUGGUCAUGGUUAAAUUAAAUGGUUGUUAAAAUGUAUCACGGGUUGUAUGUGUUGAUGCUCAUAAAUGUAGAGUUGACACAUCGUCUUUGUAUGAUGAAG
Zea mays is the source of this 1304-nucleotide messenger RNA. RefSeq lists its product as uncharacterized. The record is from RefSeq and is marked validated. Lineage: Eukaryota; Viridiplantae; Streptophyta; Magnoliopsida; Poales; Poaceae. Bases 339 to 788 code for a protein of 149 amino acids. The transcript has a single exon.